UUGAGAACAUACCUUCCCUCCUCUGGCUCGUUCAAUAGCAGAGAAGAUGUCGGCAGCCUCAUAAAACGAUUCACGAUCCGUAAUCGAAUACAUUAUGACGAACCCUUGAGAAGUUUGAAUGCAACUUUCACUGUUCUGAAAGAAGCUGCAUUCUUUUUUAUUCAUAAUGGGGAAAAGAUAGAGAAAACGUACAUUAGAAUCCACAAUAUCGAUCAUAAAUGUGUUACUGAGACUGGCUUCUGUACGUUUUCCUAGAAGAUCACUAAACAGGAUAUCAUUCCCAUAUUGCACACGAGUCAGGCUAGUUUUCCCCACACCUGAUCCACCCAUCACCCCAAUUCUGCAUUCCCUAAUGCGCUUGCAGUUGAAAUCAUCAUCCGACAAACUAUCAUCAUCCAUGAUCUCUCUAUAAGCCGGAUUUUCAUGCUCGGUCAUUUUUUCAGCAUUCAGAGCGCGUAGAAAGAUCGCCAAUUCCAGGUUAGGCACUGGUGGAGUCGUCUUCGGACGCUCGCCGCACACAAUGCACUGAGGCGAUUUAUAAGCAAGACCUGCUGA
Messenger RNA from Haemonchus placei, 555 nucleotides. NCBI's taxonomy places the organism in Eukaryota, Metazoa, Nematoda, Chromadorea, Rhabditida, Trichostrongylidae. The record is from the annotation of a GenBank genome assembly.